AUACAACUUGAACUCCUUGCUUGUGUUGAAAUAACAGUUUUACUGAAUAUUUAAGGAUCGAAAAAUUUCUAAUUAUUAAAUAAAUUCAAGAAUCAUUAAGUGUUAACGUAUUUUAUUAAAACAAAAAUGGCAAAUCGGUUUAAUUUUCCAAUUAACACAUCAUUAGGUAUGCCACCAUCAUCUGGUAACAGACUUAAUUUCAGAAGUUGCGAGCCCAAACCAACACCACCUGGGCUACCAAUAAACGUAUCAAGUACUGGUGCUCAUGUCAGUGUCGGCCCGAAUAUUCCCAAUAUUAUUCAGAGCGGCCCACAUUCAGUAGGCGCACACGCCCAUGCAAAUAUUCCUCUUCAUAACAAUAUACCACCUGGGGCUGGAGGUGGAAUAAACUAUCAACAUGCUUCUGGACACAGUGCAUCAGUAAAUGUUGAUCACGUGAAGCAUUGUGGCACAACGGUUCAAGCUGACGCAAAUGCGAGAUUACAUGCAAGUACAGAUGGUUCCGCAACUUUAAAUUUAGGUGCUGGGGCAAGCCGACAUGGUAAUGGUCCAAUUCAAAAACAUGUGGGGCUUCAUUUCAAUAAACAACUUUAAACUGUGCACUUCUAUACAUUCUUCUGUAACUUUAGAAUAAACUAAUAAAAUUUAUUUCUGACUAUUGA
This is a messenger RNA of Chrysoperla carnea, 662 nucleotides long. RefSeq names its product attacin-B. Gene Ontology annotation, cellular component: extracellular region. The record is from RefSeq and is a predicted model, not a curated record. Gene Ontology annotation, biological process: defense response to bacterium. Lineage: Eukaryota; Metazoa; Arthropoda; Insecta; Neuroptera; Chrysopidae. The transcript is spliced from 3 exons. Bases 127 to 594 code for a protein of 155 amino acids.